Molecule: messenger RNA, 1611 nt
Organism: Colletotrichum destructivum
Lineage: Eukaryota; Fungi; Ascomycota; Sordariomycetes; Glomerellales; Glomerellaceae
Product: Putative Zinc finger, CCHC-type superfamily
Exons: 1
Coding region: 1-1611 (536 amino acids)
Molecular function (GO): zinc ion binding; nucleic acid binding
Source: RefSeq, a predicted model, not a curated record
AUGGAAGAAAAUGAUACCAACGCGCCUCGGCGUGCAAAGCGAGCACGCUCUCAGUCGAGCGAGAAAGACGCCAAGCGGGCGCGAAAUGCAUCGUCCGUUCCAAGGGAGAGACCAGCCUUUGGACGUCUGCAAGUCGUGGCUGACGACGACGAAGACUCCGUCAGCUUCGUAAAAAUCACCAACCCGCGCCCGCGCAAGAAGGCCGUCGUGGACCACAUCACAGAUGACAUUUUUGCGUUUCACGGCCCUCGCGAGCAGUCUCAAGCGAUGCUUGAGAUGAUUCUAGGGAUGACCACAGGCUCUGAUGGUUUUGUCUCCGGUAUGAUCUGUAUCGUCCCGAAUCCAAGCAAUGCUCUAGACUCCGCCAAGCCAGUCGUCUCGUCCGAGCCAGUCGUCUCGUCCGAGCCAGUCGUCUCGUCCGAGCCAGUCGUCUCGUCCGAGCCAGUCGUUUCUUCCGAGCCAGUCGUCCCAUCGGAGCCAAUCGCCUCAUCGGAGCCAGUCGCUCCAUUGGAGCAGUUUAUAAAAUCAGAACCCGUCACAGCGUCUGUCCCGGACCCUCUCGUCUCAACAGAUAACGAUCGGUUCAGACGAUCGCUAUCUUUUCGGCUGAAAAGCCCGGUCCAGCCAUCCCAACCCUCUCGUGCGGCAUCAACAAUGCACCAUGACGAUUGGGAGCCACUUCGCAGGCCAGCGACCAUGUCUCGCCCCUAUCAGUUUGGGUCGAUGAUGCCUCGUGAAUUCGAGCCCAUUCUUAGACUGGAGACCAUGCCGUCGUCGAUGCCACGCGAAGAAGUGGGACCAAAGUUCAGGUCAGAUGUCAUUCCUCGGAUGGCGUCCAUGAUGCCACGUGAGGCGUUGGAGCCAAUUCCCCGUCCCGAUGCCAUUACCCGGACCGAUCGAGGGACACUGCUCCGUCCAGGUCCUUCAGAGAGAGCGUUGACUGAUAGGAUGAGUUCCGCACCGUCUCGCGCUACUCGGUGGACUCCGACCAGGCUUGACUUCUUUCAGGGGAAGCCGGCACCCGAGCCUAAAGAUGCUUCCUCUCAGGUAGCACCGACCAAGAGGAAAAAGCAGGCGCCAAACCCUCACACGCACACUCCCUUCGAAGGCCGUGAGUUUCUCUGGAGGGACCGAGAAAACGCCAGUGUCAUUUGCGGCAACUGCUCCGGUAGGGGUCACCAGCUCAUGGACUGCGUGUGGCCAGAUCUGGCAGGCGACAUCGCCGGCUGCGUUUUCUGCAACACAAAGACCCACGCCUUGGACCACUGCCCUCGGGAUCAUGAGAUGACCGAUUAUCAAUGGUGCUUCGCCUUGGUGUUCCGCCGGGCCAACAAGCCGCCCAUCAGAACGUUCCGCUCCUGGAGGAAGUACGCAUUGAUGGCCUACCACAACAACUGGAAUCAUCUGCUACAGUAUGGGUUCCCUUGGACAGUGAGGUUCGGGAUCGACAUGACGAAGCCGAAGAACUCAAGUCGCCGCCCCUGGGCCGGGUAUGACUACGCCUGUGAUUCGGUGGAGCAGCGCAAGCUUAUACGCGACCCUGCUACCAGGGACAUUGGCUGUGUUGUUGAAAACUGCGACCUAGAUAAUGAGCGAUGGCCCAGACGGUAA